This is a messenger RNA of Pieris macdunnoughi, 393 nucleotides long. NCBI's taxonomy places the organism in Eukaryota, Metazoa, Arthropoda, Insecta, Lepidoptera, Pieridae. The record is from the annotation of a GenBank genome assembly.
AUGGAAAAACAGGAAGUUAAAUUAUUUACCCGCGAGGAGUUGAAGAAGCGAAACACUCGCGAGGACUGUAUUCUCAUCAUCCACAACGAGGUUUACGACGUCACUGAGUUUUUAGAAGAGCACCCUGGAGGUCUGGAGGUGCUUAUGGAACUUGCAGGUCAAGACGCCACCGAACCCUUUGAAGACGUUAGCCACAGUUCGGACGCAAGGGCGUUGAUGAAAAAGUACAAGAUUGGCGGACUAGUGGAGGCAGACCGCACCCAGACAAAGGCGGCUUUCGCGCCUCAGUGGAACAACGACCAACCGCAGGAGCAGGGCAAUUGGAGUUCAUGGGCUCUACCGCUACUAUUGGGCAUCGCCGCAACAAUUCUCUACCGGUAUCUGUUCAUGUAG